Messenger RNA from Apiotrichum porosum, 1848 nucleotides. RefSeq lists its product as uncharacterized. The transcript is spliced from 4 exons. Gene Ontology annotation, cellular component: nucleus. Gene Ontology annotation, biological process: DNA-templated transcription. The coding region runs from base 1 to 1848 and encodes 615 amino acids. Lineage: Eukaryota; Fungi; Basidiomycota; Tremellomycetes; Trichosporonales; Trichosporonaceae. The record is from RefSeq and is a predicted model, not a curated record. Gene Ontology annotation, molecular function: zinc ion binding; DNA binding.
AUGACUUGCGAGUACACUUCCACAAAGGCGGCUCCUACCGUGGGGAUCGACGUCACGCCCAGCUCCGCCGAGAACAACUCUCCCCAUCAAUCGCUGGCCAUGGAGGAGGUCGAAAGGGAGCCGCCACGUAGGAGAACGAUCAGCAAGUCUCCCAAGCCAACGAGUAUUGAAGCCCUGCCUCGAGCGUUGCUCGACAAGCACAUCGAGGCCUUCUUUACCUACGUCUAUCCCAGCCAAGCGAACGCUAUUAUUCACCGUGGAACUCUUCAAUCUGGAAUCCUCUCCGGUACUGUUUCACCCAAGCUAUUGCUAGCCAUCUGCGCGGUCGCUUCGCGUUUCAUCCACACAGGUUCAGGCUACAUCCCACUGCAAGGAAGCUCUCAGGCGACAAUGUGGGCCAAAGAGGCCAAGACGAUCCUUAUCCUUGAGGAAGACAUGUCCCUCGAUACUGUAGCGUGCGCUCUCAUCCUCGCCAAACACGACAUCAACUCUGGCAAGUUCUCUUCUGCUUGGGUCCUCACUUCCAUUGCAAACCGCUGCGCAUUGGCCUUGGGUCUCCACUGUGAGCUCCCGCCCGACCAUCCAGCAACAGGGAUCGAACGUGAAACGCGCCGCAGGCUCAUGUGGGGCUGCUACUGCCUUGACCGCAUGAUGGCCACCGGCGUGCCAGAGUACAUUACCACCAAUGCGUCCAUUUUCAAAAUCAAGCUUCCUUGCGAGGAGCACCACUACUUAUUUGGCCAGCCUGUCGAUUCGCCCAUCCCUACAUUGGAAAAGUUCAUUCCCAAUGACCCUGUCAACGCCAAAAUGGAGUCGGUGGGUCUCUUUGGUCAAUACGUGCGCAGUUUGGAGGCCAGGACCAUGGUCUUGGCGUGCACCAGGACUCGCGAGCGUGACCGGCUGGUUCCGUGGGACCCCGACUCGCCGUUCCAACUGUGUAUUCGUAAGAUGCACGCUUGGAAGGAAGCUCUGCCGCCAAGCUUCCGCCUCUCGUCUGAGACCAUUUACGCGCGGCAGUCCCAGAAUCAACUCACGGCACUUGCCAUGCUCCACAUUUGGUACGACCAGACCACCACCGACCUCUACCGUGUCGCGUUCCCUGGUUUCCCCGAGUCGGCCAACCCAGACCUUUUGGCCAUGGCGCCGCCAGGAUGGGUUGAGAACAUCCAGCUUGCUUGCGUUGCCCAUGCCAAGAGCAUAACAGCAACGCUCGCCAUCAUUUCCAAGCACGUCGACCCCGACACAUUCGUCUUCCUCGACGCCAGCUUGCCCAUCUGUGUCUAUGAAAGCAUGCGCAUGCAGGUUCUGAACCUGUUCAUGGUGCCGCCUGAGAGGCAGCUGGACGAGCUGGAAGAGGUCAAGGCAAGCUUUGAGCUCAUGAUGGGGUUCGUGGAGCGGAUGAGGCGGUACUUUAGGCAGGCAGAGUGGCUGCUCAAGGAGAUGCGUCGCCUGCUGCGCCGGCACGGCAUCGUCAUUAACGGGGGCUCGCAGUCGAGCGCGAGCGAAACGUCCGGCUCGCAAACACCAAACCAUCCAUGGAUCCGCCGCGUGCGUGGCCUUCGCAACAUCGAUGACACCCCAGCUCUACCUCUGAGUGACGAGCCUCGUGGCGGCGCACUGGAACAACAGUAUCCACCCAACGUGGAAAACCAGCCUGCGAUGGUAGACCUCGGCCUCGAAGGGUUAGGCAGUGAACAAGCUCAAGAAGACAUGACCACUUUUCUCAGUCAGUACGAAUGGGGCAGGGAGACCUCGAGCAUCGGCAGCUUUCUGUCCAUGCUUGGCGAGUGGACUGCACCUGGAUUUGACGCCAAUGCGUUCACCCUUGGCAAUGGCGACCUUGUAUGA